AAACCAUUGCGUAUUUCUGGCGAGCCUCAGAAGAUCGAAAUGGCAAACAAUUGGUUUUGGAUUUGAUAGCUCAAAAGGAUGCCCAGAACCAGCAAGCAGCAAAUGCUCGUCCUGGAAUGGGUGGUAUGGGUUCAAACAAUGGACCCAGCGGUGGUGGUGGAGGCAACUAUAAUAACUUUGGAGCGAAUGGUGGUGGAGAAUCGUUGGAAGUUUUUGUGCCAAAAAAUAGCUGUUGGUGUCGUUAUUGGUAAAGGUGGAGACAUGAUUCGUAAGAUACAACAGGAAUGCGGAUGCAAGUUACAAUUUAUACAAGGAAAGCACGAUGAACCUGGCGAUCGCAGAUGUCUUAUACAGGGUUCAAGACAGCAGUGGACGAUGCAAAACGAAUGAUUGAUGGUCUAAUUGAAAAUGUUAUGCAACGAAAUCGUAAUGGUAAUGG
Molecule: messenger RNA, 439 nt
Organism: Musca domestica (house fly)
Lineage: Eukaryota; Metazoa; Arthropoda; Insecta; Diptera; Muscidae
Product: far upstream element-binding protein 2-like
Biological process (GO): regulation of DNA-templated transcription
Molecular function (GO): RNA binding
Source: RefSeq, a predicted model, not a curated record